This is a messenger RNA of Spinacia oleracea (spinach), 1116 nucleotides long. RefSeq lists its product as uncharacterized. The transcript has a single exon. The record is from RefSeq and is a predicted model, not a curated record. The coding region runs from base 1 to 1116 and encodes 371 amino acids. Lineage: Eukaryota; Viridiplantae; Streptophyta; Magnoliopsida; Caryophyllales; Amaranthaceae.
AUGACUACACCAUUUUUGGCUCCAAAUCAAGAUCCUGCUAGUCCUUUUUACCUUCAUCCAACUGAUAACACAGCUAGUCAGUUACUUUCAAUUAAGUUCAAAGGUGAAGGUUAUGGAGAUUGGAGGAGGAUUAUGAUGAUCUCUAUGUCAUCUAAGAACAAGCUAGGUUUUGUUGAUGGCACAAUAGCAAAACCAGAUCCUACAGAUGAUACUUACCAGGCUUGGAUGAGGUGCGAUGACAUGAUGAUCUCAUGGUUAUUGUUCAACCUUGAUGGAUCAAUAUCUAAGAGUGUUUUGUAUUUUCAUACUGCUAGAGAAAUCUGGUUAGACCUAGAGGAUAGGUUUGGCUUUGUGUCUGGACCACAACUCUUUUCCUUAGAACAACAGGCAACAAAAAUCUCACAGGGAAGUCAUAAUGUGGUUGAGUUCUUCACAGAGAUAAAGUCAAUAUGGGAAAAUAUUAGUGCAGCCAAUCCCUUGCCAACAUGUACUUCUAACCUCUGUACAUGUAAUGUGACACAAAGAAUCUUCAAGAUGCAACAGGAGCAAAGACUUAUGCAAUUUCUCAUGAAAUUGGGAGAACACUUGGUUGUAACUAGAGGAAGCCUUCUAAUGAUGCAACCAUUGCCAACAAUUUCACAUGCAUACAGAAUUGUAGCACAAGAGGAAAGACAAAGAGAGAUUAGUGCCAUUUCACAACAGCAUGAGAGCCAUGCUUUUGGAGCUGACAGAAGAAGGUUCAGUGACAGUCAUAAUAGGGGAAUUCAUAAUUCUUACAGGAAUCAACAAGCCUAUCAUAGUACAAGGAACAACUAUACUGGAGGAAACAAGUCAUCUGUGUACAAAAAGCCUUCCAUCUAUUUUUGUGAUCACUGUAAGGUCAAUAGGCAUAACACUGAGACAUGCUUUAAGUUACAUGGGUUUCCACAUGGAUUUACUGGUUUUAAGUCAGAUAAAAGAGCUGCAGAAAUUGCUUAUACAGAUGAGGGAUAUCUUGAUGAAGAUAUGGCAGAAUAUCAACAACAUCAAUCAUUCUAUCCUCCAGAAAGAGAUUGUUCAAUGCAGUCACAGUCUCAACCAGGUUUCCUCACUGCAGACAAUGCACUCAGUUGUUGA